AUGCCUGAACCAAAGUAUGUUAUUGCUAUGGGAGCCUGUACAAUUACAGGGGGGAUGUUCAGUACCGAUUCUUAUAGUACUGUUCGAGGAGUUGAUAAGCUAAUUCCUGUAGAUGUCUAUUUGCCGGGCUGUCCACCUAAACCAGAGGCUGUUAUAGACGCUAUAACAAAGCUUCGGUUUCACUCGACUAGAGUCAUCGGAAGAGGAGCGUUUGGGAAGAACGUGUACAGAGCCAUCAGCCAUGUUUGUGCCAUCGAUCAUUGCUUGCUUGCGGCACAAGAAUCUUGCAGGGUUGGUGUAAGGAGAAGGGAGAAUUGCUUCUCGUCUAUGAGUUCGUGCUUAAUGGAGAUUCUGUAUCAAGAAUCAGAAGCAGGAGCUGUCUCUCUAGACUGGUCACACUCACACAGGGUCAACGUUGCGAUUGGUUUAGCUUCGGCUUUGUCGUAUCUCCACCACGAAUGUGAGCAGCAAGUGGUUCACAGAGACAUAAAGACAAGCAACAUAAUGCUCGACAUAAACUCCAACGCAAGGCUAUGA
Messenger RNA from Microthlaspi erraticum, 537 nucleotides. Lineage: Eukaryota; Viridiplantae; Streptophyta; Magnoliopsida; Brassicales; Brassicaceae. The record is from the annotation of a GenBank genome assembly.